AUGAGUACCGAAUCCGCACCGGGUGAGCAUAUGCUCUACGCCUCGCCGAAAACAAGUGUGACAGCCUUGCUGCGAGAAAAUCCAUAUGUGUUUGGCCUCGCUUGUUUCGCCUCCCUGGGAGGUUUUCUAUUCGGCUACGACCAGGGUGUCGUUUCUGGCGUUCUGACCAUGGAAUCCUUUGGAGCAGCCUUCCCUCGCAUCUACCUCGAUAGCGGCUUCAAAGGCUGGUUUGUGUCCAGUCUUCUUCUGGCUGCCUGGUUCGGGUCUCUCGUCAAUGGUCCUAUCGCCGAUCGCUUCGGCCGCAAGAGCAGCAUCUUGAUGGCUGUUGUCAUAUUCACCAUCGGCUCCGCCAUUCAAGCUGGUGCUGUCUCCGUGGGAAUGAUCUUUGCCGGAAGGACCAUUGCGGGUUUGUCGGUCGGAAUGCUCACCAUGAUUGUUCCUAUGUACAUGUCUGAGGUCUCUAUCCCUGGCAUACGCGGCACCUUGGUGGUUCUGCAACAAUUGAGCAUCACGCUGGGAAUCCUUGUCAGUUACUGGCUCGAGUAUGGUACUCACUACAUCGGUGGCGUGCGCUGCGACCCCUCGAUCCCGUACUCUGGUGGAACUGCUUCCGAUCGGACGUUUAAUCCACUCAAAGAUGUUGGCCCACACGGAUGUACUGGACAGUCUGACGCUUCCUGGAGGGUCCCAUUCGCUCUGCAGAUUGUGCCUGCUCUCAUCCUUGGAAUGGGCAUGCUGGCUUUUCCCGAGUCUCCGCGAUUCAUGCUCAUGAAGAAGCGUGAAGACCGAGCCCUUGGCUGCCUUUCCAAGCUCUGCCGCCUCCACAUCGACACCGAGGCCAUCCGCAACGAAUUCCUUGCCAUCAAAGCCGAAGUCCUCAUUGAGGAGGACUAUGUCCGUUCCCACUACCCUGGCAAGUCCGGAUUGAGCCUUUCCAUCGCUCAGUACGUUGCACUGGUGUCGACGUGGCCUGCGUUCUGCCGUCUCUCAAUUGGAUGCUGCACCAUGUUCUUCCAGCAAUUCAUGGGUUGCAAUGCCAUGAUCUACUAUGCGCCAACCAUCUUCGGACAGCUCGGAUUGGCAGGCAACACCACUUCGCUCCUUGCCACUGGCGUUUACGGUAUCGUCAACACACUUUCCACUCUACCGGCGCUCUUCUUGAUUGAUAAAGUUGGCCGCCGACCACCUCUUAUAUGCGGUGCCCUCGGCACCUUCGUGUCUCUCGUCAUUGUUGGCGGUAUCAUUGGCGCCUACGGAAGUAAUCUCGUCCGCCACAAAGCUGCCGGCUGGGUCGGUAUUGCUUUUAUUUACAUCUAUGACAUCAACUUUUCCUACUCCUUUGCCCCUAUCGGCUGGGUCCUGCCGUCCGAAAUCUUUAAUCUAGGCAACCGAUCCAAAGCGAUGUCCAUCACCACCAGCACCACCUGGAUGUGCAACUUCGUCAUUGGCCUCGUGACUCCAGACAUGCUACGCACCAUAAAGUGGGGCACGUACAUCUUCUUCGCCUUCUUCUGUCUCUUCGCAAUGGGCUUCACUUACUUCUUCAUUCCGGAGACCCGCGGCAAGUCUCUGGAGGACAUGGACGUGGUGUUUGGCGACAACCUCGCUCACGAGGAGAAGACCAGGUUAUUCCAGAUCGCAACGCAGUUAGAGGGACGAGGCGUAGGCAACGGUGGAGACAUUGAGAAGGAUGGUUUCGCGCAGGAGAUUGAAUUAAAAUGA
Messenger RNA from Fonsecaea multimorphosa CBS 102226, 1722 nucleotides. RefSeq lists its product as uncharacterized. Gene Ontology annotation, cellular component: membrane. Lineage: Eukaryota; Fungi; Ascomycota; Eurotiomycetes; Chaetothyriales; Herpotrichiellaceae. Gene Ontology annotation, molecular function: carbohydrate:proton symporter activity. The coding region runs from base 1 to 1722 and encodes 573 amino acids. The transcript has 4 exons. The record is from RefSeq and is a predicted model, not a curated record. Gene Ontology annotation, biological process: carbohydrate transport; transmembrane transport.